CCUCUUCUCUCCCGCCGGGGGAAAGGUCGGACUCUCAGGCCUCCUCCCUGCUCCUCCAGGCCUUCGGAUGACCUCUCCAUCCGUCUGAGGCAGUCUCCCUUCUCCACUGAGGCCUCCCCCGAGACCUCCCCCACCAGAACUCCUGUCACCCCGCCUCCGCUCUCUCCACCUUCACCUCCUCUCAGGGCCUCCCCCCCUGCCAGAGAGUCUCCACCUCUCUCCAAGCCCCCGGCCCCUCCCACCACCAUGCUCCCCCUCACUCCUAAGAUCGGCAUGGGGAAACCAGCCAUCUCUAAGAGGAAGUUUUCUCCAGGCAGAGCCAGAGUCAAACAGGGUUCGUGGUGGAGUAAUCGCAGGGCAGUGAGCCCCCCCUCGUCCUCCCAGGAUUCCACGGGGGAGGGAGGGUGGGACAGCCCUAAGCCCCGCCCACCGGACUCCCCCCUCUGGAGCAUGAGAGUGGGCCGUGGUUCAGGGUUUCCAGGCAGGAGGAGGUCCAGAGGAGGAAGUGUUGGAGGAGGAAGAGGAGGGGGCAGAGGCAGGAGCAGACUGAAGACUCAGGACAGUCAGACUGUGUCACCUGGAUGUGGAUAUGUGGAGCCGUUCCAGCCGAAGGAGGAGGAGGAGAAUUCGAUGCACAACACAGUGGUGAUGUUCUCCACCUCCGACCACUUCACCCUCAGACAGGACAUGUGUGUGGUGUGUGGUAGUUUUGGUCAGGGUGCUGAGGGCAGACUGUUGGCCUGUUCUCAGUGUGGACAGUGUUACCAUCCCUACUGUGUCAAUGUCAAGAUUACACGGGUGGUUCUGACCAAAGGGUGGCGCUGUCUGGAGUGUACAGUGUGUGAGGCGUGUGGCGAGGCUAGUGACCCCGGGCGACUGUUGCUAUGUGACGACUGUGAUAUCAGCUACCACACCUACUGUUUGGACCCGCCCCUCCAUACAGUCCCUAAAGGAGCCUGGAAGUGCAAGUGGUGUGUGUGGUGUGUGCAGUGUGGCUCCGCCUCCCCCGGGCUGCACUGUGAUUGGCAGAGUAACUACAGUCGCUGUGGACCGUGUGCCAGUCUGAGCCGCUGUCCACUGUGUCAGAGACAGUACACACAGGACGACCUUAUACUGCUGUGUCAGCAGUGUGACAGGUGGGUACAUGCUGUGUGUCAGGGUCUGCCCACUGAGGAUGAGGUGGAGGUUGCUGCUGACGAAGGCUUCGACUGUUCGCUGUGCAGAACACACAGCCGUGGCUCAUACGGGAGGUCAGAGAGUUUUGAUUCUCCCUACAUGGCUCAGAUCAUCUCCAGGAUCAAAGAACCAGACACAAAGACCUACACUCAGGACGGAGUGUGUCUCACAGAGUCAGGUCUGUCUCACCUGCAGUCUCUGGUUGAACCCCUGACGUCACCACGCAAGUAUCGCAGGUGUAAACCCAAACUGAAGCUGAGGAUCAUCAACCAGAACAGCGUGUCUGUCCUCCAGACCCCCCCUGACCCCGACCCCCCCGCUGAGCAGGACCACAGCAGAGGUGACUUGGAGUGUGAGAUGAAAUCCGACUCCAGCCCCGAGCGAGACCACGCCCACGAUGACGAUGUCACCAAGGAGCCUGAGGUUACUGACGGCAACAAGAAGAGGAAGAGGAAACCCUACAGGCCAGGUAUCGGGGGGUUCAUGGUGCGUCAGCGUGGAGGGAAGGCAGGUCCCAGCAGAAUCAAACUGUGCAGAAAAGAUUCAGCGGAGACGCUGCUGGGCCGAGACGAAGGCCUGUUGGAUGCUGAGGUUGCCAUAGAGACGGUGCUGCCUGCAGACCAGACCAUGGAGAAGGUGAAGAAGAGAUACAGGAAGAAGAAGACGAAGCUGGAGGAGGCUUUCCCAUCUUAUCUCCAGGAGGCGUUCUUCGGUCGGGAUCUUCUGGACCGGAGUCGGCAGGUGGACAGGAGGGCGGGGCCAGAGACACCAGGCGGCAGCCAAUCAGGAGCGGCAACAGGUGACAUGAAAAGCCCCACCCCUGAUUUACAUGGCCCCUCCCCCUCAGGACUGCUAGUCGGUGCCAUGGCAACCAGCAAGAGACAGGGAACUCUGCCCAUGUCGGAAGAAGCUCUGUUGGAUCUGUCUGAUGUUCUCAACACUGACCCUCACAUACUGGCUACAGGACACACAGGUCAGUUCCAGGUGGAGCGCUCCCCCUCUCCGUUUGCCGGGCUGGACAUCAGCUCCAUGGCCAAUGACUCAUCUUUGACCUCUGAGCCGACAGGAAGUUGUGGGCGUGGCCAGAGGGUGGUGCAGGAGGAGCCUUUGGAUGCCAUCUUGAGUCCUGAGCUGGACAAGAUGGUCACUGACGGUGCCAUCCUCAGCAAACUCUACAAGAUCCCAGAGCUGGAGGGGAAAGAUGUGGAGGAGGUGUUCACUGCUGUUCUCAGUCCAAACAGCAACAACCAACCAGAGCAGAGCCAACACACUCACACUGCUGCUGCAGGGAGCAAGACACACACACACCACACAGGCGCUGUGUUUCCACAACUGCCGCUGAUGAAUGGCCUGAUGGGAGCUGCUCCUCACUUCCCCAACACUCCCAUGAUGCCCAGCGGUGUCCAGGGUCCAGCAGGCUUUAGGAUGCCCCCUCCUGAAGGCCACGCCCCCGCUCUGCUACCCAGCCCCAGCACCGGCCCCCCUGGGCAGGCCUCGGCCAAUCAGGCGACAGCAGGAGAGGGCGAGCAGGAUGUGAUGUCGACGGCUCAAAGAGGCAUGUUGAAGUGGGAGAAAGAGGAAACUCUGGGAGAGCUGGCCACUGUCGCCCCUGUCCUCUACUGCAACACCAACUUCCCCCAGCUGAGGGAGCAGUAUCCUGACUGGUCCACCAGAGUGAAGCAGAUUGCCAAGCUGUGGAGAAAAGCCAGCUCUCAGGACAGAGCUCCCUACGUGCAAAAAGCUCGUGAUAACCGAGCGGCUCAGCGCAUCAACAAGGUGCAGCUGUCCAACGACCCGCUCAAACGCCACCCGCCCUCGCAGCAGCCGCAGCAGCAGCAGCAGCAACAGCAGCAGCAGCCGCUGCCGCCGCAGCAGCCGCAGCAGCCGCUGCCACCGGGACCAUAUGACCCUGUUUCCAUGGAGGCAGAGUUGGCAUUCAAGGACCCACUGAGACCCAAAGAGUCAGAGCAGGAGCAGGAGUGGAAGUUGAGACAGCUCCUGCGUCAGAAGAGUAAGCAGCUGGCUAAGAUGGAGGCAUGUCAGAAGUUGGAGCAGGUGAAGAACGAGCAGCGUCAGCAGCAGCUCCUCGCCACGCAGCGCGUGACGGGACAUCUGUCCCCUGAGAGCGGCAGCCGCAGCCCCAUGACCCCCGCCCAGCAGCCGGUCGCCGGGGGCAACGCCUCCCCCCUCCAUCCGUCGGCAUCCAGGGAGGCUCAGUCCAGGCAGCACCUCCUCCUGCAGGGGGGCCAGAGUUCAGGACUGGCAGACGACGUCUUCCUCAGACCACAAGCUCCUCCCCCGUCCGGCUUCUCCUCGCUCCCUCACUCCCCUCACCCCUCCUCCCCUCUCCACCAGCCCCCAUCCUCCCCCCAGAUGUUCUCCCCGCCCUCUUCCCGCCCCUCCUCGCCCUGGGAUCCUUACAGCAAGGUAGUAGGGACUCCUCGCCCCUCCUCCUCCCAGUCUGGUGGUCCCCCCACACCCCAGCAGCAACGUCGCAACUCCCUCAGCGCCUCCCCGGCCCACGAUGCCUUUGGUUCCCCUGCACGGUCCCCCGACGCCAAGACUUCCGAUGUCUCCAGGGCCCUGGGACCCCAACCAGGGCUGCAGCAGAGCAGAGCAGGUGUGCUGAGCUCCGCCCCUGACCACACAGGUAGACAUGUUGUUGUCCGAACAGCGGAGACGUACCAGAGGACUCCUCACAGCGGUAACCUCCGUAUGGGGGGGUCUGAAUCGUUCGGCCGGCCUGGUGAACUGUUCCAGGGAGGGGUGUUUAAAGCCCCUAUGCCCCCCCAGCACCAGCAGGAGGUGUUUAUAGGAGGAGGAAGGAGGGACCCGUCCAGACCCACAGACCUGGGCUUUGCCCUCCCCCAGUCGCAGGACCCCCCCUUCCCCUCUAGUCCACUGUCAGGACUGGGGUCUCCCCACCGAAGCCCCUAUGCCCAGACGCCCGGCACGCCCCGCCCUGACUACAGCCAGCAGGCCACCGAUCCCUUCACCCAGCAGUCGCCGUUGACCUCCCGGCCCUCUCCUGACCCCUAUGCCAACCCCCAGACCCCUGGCACACCACGCCCACACUCUGACCCUGCCUACCUCUCCACGCCGCCUGCAUUGCGACUGGACCAGUACAACCAGCAGUCUGCUAACCGCCGGCCGUCCCCCUCCCACCCAGCGCUCGACCCCUACACCUCCAACCCAGGGACGCCCCGCCCCUCUGUCACAGAGCGCUUCCCUCGAUCACCGGGGAGUCAGCGGAGCGCCGACCCCUACGCGCAGCCUGUCGGUACGCCGCGACCCUCGCCCGACCCCUACACCCAGCAGCCCUCCACGCCACGGCCACAGAAGGCACCCGAGCCCUUCAUCCCGGCCCCAGUGGAGAGCUUCACCCCUCAGCCUGCAGGACCAGGGUCCUCCCCUCUGGCUCCAGGACUGUCUGGAGAGACCUUCACCUCGACACACCCCCAGUUGCAGCAGUCUCCAGGAAGACAACAACAACAACAGGACUCAUUUCCCAGAACCCCCAGCAGCCAGACCCCAAAACACCCUGGCAUGUCAGAGGAAGGCGGGUUCUCUGGUUUGGCCAGUCAGACCUCGGGUCACGACCCCUUCGAGCAGGGUCACAUGACACCAGGCCCCUCACAGACAGACAAGACGGCAGCCAAUGAAAUGACAGCAUUGGGUGUGGCCUCUUUAGAUGGACCAAUGAGCAUGCUCCCUCAGCCUGGUGACUCAGAAGAGAAGCUAAGACAGCGUCAGCGGCUGCGGCAGCUCAUCCUGAGGCAGCAGCAGCAGAAGAGUGCGUUACGGCAGGAGAAAGGUCUCCAGGAACCAGGUUCAGGACCAGCUGCCCCCCCCGCUGGUCCGCCCGGCCCUGCUUCAGGUUCAGGAACACCCCGUCACUGGUCCCAGGAGGACUCCUCCUCGGCUCCUCCAGCAGACCUGUUUGGACGCCCCCCGCCUCCCUAUCCUGGCACCGUGAGGCCCAGUGGGCCAGUGGUGUCUUUAGCCCCCAGGUUCCCUGGAGGUUUCCCAGGGGAGCAGCAGAGGGGCUUCACCCCCAGCGAGGCUCCCUUUCCUAGGCAGAGCCUCCCCAGAGAGCUGGGUGUCAGAGGACCAGUCCUGAGGAUCGCUGGUUCUCCAGGGCUUCCGGGACUUCCGGGACCUCCAGCGGGCCUCCAGGACUCCUUCCUGCGUCCUCCCCAGGGUUCUCUGCCUGGAUCUGGACUCGCUGUGGAGGGAGUUCCUGUCCAGAUGAGAAGGCCGAUUCCCGGAGAGUUCAGCGGCAUCCGACCGCUGACCGCUCCCAGCGCUCACCCACACAUGAUGCCAGGUGUCCCCCAGCCGUUCCUCCCACGCUCCCUCCCCAUCCAGCAGCACAGCAUCAUGGGACAGCCCUACAUCGAGCUACGUCACCGGGCCCCUGAGAAUCGCCUCAGGAUGACCUUUUCUCUGCCCGUGGCCCCGGACCCCGAGGCCCCUCUGCUGCACCCCAGAGACCCCCAGCCGUCUCUGGUCCGCCCCAGUCAGGGGGCCAGGAUGGGUGAGACGCCUCUGAGCCAGCAGAUGGUGAUGGCGGGCGGCGUGGAGCAGCUUAACCAGCAGGAACAGCAGCACCUGGGACACACGGCGGCUCUGACUCAGAGCGGUGACUCGACACUCCCGGGGGCUGAUGUGAUAGAGGAGCACCUGGAGGGAGAGGACUCGGCCGUGAAGGAUCUGGAGGACGUGGAGGUGAAAGACCUGGUGGACCUGAACCUGAACCUGGACCCUGAGGAUGGUAAAGAGGACCUGGAUCUGGGUCCUAACGACCUCCACCUCGAUGACUUCCUGCUGUCAGGGAAGUUUGACCUGAUCGCCUACGCCGACCCCGAGCUCAACCUGGAGGACAAGAAGGACAUGUUCAAUGAGGAGCUGGACCUGGAGCCGGUGGAGGAGAAGGACGGAGCUGGCGGGUCCAGAAAGACAGAUAGCCACGCCCCCCUGGUCGGCCAGGUGAAACAGGAAGUGAUGGACGGCAUCAAGACAGAAGACCUCACAACACAACCUGGGGUCGUCGCCACCAGUGGUCCUCCUGGACCUCCUGGAGGUCCAGGGACCAAGGCUGCUGGCUCCUCUGCCCUCCUCACCAAGGAGAAGGUGGAGGACUCUGGUUCAGCUCUCCAGGCCCAGGAACACACUCCCAUGGUUCACCCCCCCAUGUCUGCAGGGCAACAGUCUGUCUUCCAGCAGCAGCAGAGACCCUUUGGACCCUCCCCCUCAGCUCUCCUCACCCCCCACCCUCAGGGUCUCCCGGUGUCUCCUCACCCCAGUCUGCCUCCUCAGGGCCCCCCCGCCCCACCUCACUCGCUGUCCCUUCAACCCAUAGUUCUCAACCCCCAGACCCAGGGCCAGACUGUCUUCCUCCAGAACCAGAACCAGGUGCAGAACCAGAACCAGAACAAACUCAGGCCCCUGCUCCUUGAGGAGCAGCCCCUCCUCCUACAGGACCUCCUGGACCAGGAGCGUCAGGAGCAGCAGCAGCAGAAACAGAUGCAGGCCCUGAUCAGACAGAGGUCCACCUCAGACCCCCUGUUCCCCAACAUGGCAGACUUUGACUCCAUCUCUGACCCCAUCAUGAAGGCUAAGAUGGUGGCUCUGAAGGGCAUCAACAAGGUGAUGACUCAGGGCAACCUGGCACUGAACCCCAUGGUCAUUAACAGUGUCCGGUUCCAGCAAGCUCCGGCUCCGGGGGCUCCGGGGGCUCCGGGGGCUCCGGGGGCUCCGGGGGCUCAGGGGGCUCCGGGGAACGAAGGGACUCCUCAGCCUCCACAGCUGCUUGAACAGGACGCCAAGGUGAACCCUCAGCUGGUGCGGCCCAACCCCCCCAGCUUUGGCCCAGGCUUCGUCAACGAGUCUCAGCGACGUCAGUAUGAGGAGUGGCUGGGGGAGACGCAGCGCCUCCUGCAGAUGCAACAGCGCCUCCUGGAGGACCAGAUCGCCGCCCACCGCAAGACCAAGAAAGCUCUCUCUGCAAAGCAGAGAACGGCCAAGAAGGCAGGCCGAGCGUUUGCAGAGGAGGACGCCGCCCAGCUCCGCUACAUCACUGAGCAGCAGGGGGCGGUCCAGAAACAGCUGGAGCAGAUCCGGAAGCAGCAGAAGGACCACGCGGAGCUGAUCGAGGACUACGUGACCAAGCAGCAGCAGCAGCAGCAGCAGCAGCAGAGAGCUCUGCAGCAGCAACCACCACCUGCUGCCCCCCCCAUGCUGCCUGCAGGAGUGCCCCCCAUUCCCCAGACCCUGCUCCCCCAGCCCAUGGUGCCCAUGCAGCCGCAUCCAGGCGGCCCCACCCCAGCCUGCGUCCCUAAUGUCCCUCCUGGUUGGACCCCAGGGGGCGGGGCUCCAGGGGUGAUGGGGCAGAGGAUUCCACCUCAUCUGCCCCCUCAGAUGCCACCCACCCUGCCUAACCCCCCCCAGGCUUCCCCACAUACCCAGACCCCUCAGGUCAUGGUGCCCAACCUCGCUCCUCCAACAGCGGCCUUCAACACAGGCCCCAGGGCCCCCCCUGGAGGGCCCAAUGUAGCAGCAGGAGACGGAGCCACCCCCACACCUCAGACCUUGUUGUCUCCACCACUGCAGGUGAAGUUUGACGACAACAACCCGUUCAGUGAAGGUUUCCAGGAGCGGGAGCGGAGGGAGCGGCUGAGGGAGCAGCAGGAGAGGCAGAGGGUCCAGCUGAUGCAGGAGGUGGAGCGUCAGCGGGUGCUCCAGCAGAGACUGGAGCAGCAGAGCCUCCUGGGAGCCGGAGUCACAGCCGCGCCUCCAGCUGGAGCUCGGGUCGGGCAAACAUCUGGACCUGGUCCUGUGGGGGCAGCACCUGCCCCGGGCGGGGACAGCCUCUCACAGAUGCCUUUCUUCAGCUCUGAGCUGCCCCAGGACUUCCUCCAGUCCCCCCCGGCCACCAGACCUCCAUCGCAGCACCAGGGCCAGGUGGGGGCACCGUUCCCCCAGCAGGUGGGCCUCCACCAGGGCUUCACAGGACCCCUGCACCCUGGACCGCUCCCGGCUUCAGGUCUGCAACCUGGUGUCACAGCAGAACGCAGCAGGGCCUUGCCUGAACAUGGACCCCCCAUGGACGUGGCUCCUUCAAACCUCCAGACCAGACUGAGGCCCCCGGGCCCCGCUGGGCCCUCCAUCCAAGGACAGGUACGCCCAGCUGGGAUCGGCGCUGCAGGAAUGACCCCCUCCCAUCCUGGGGGUCAGGGUCAUCGAUUUGGACACGACUCCUCCUCUUCCUCCCCGUUGAACCCCCUCCCCCCCUCCUUCCCCUGCUCCUCUGGAGGCCCCUCCUCCCUCAUCCAGCUCUACUCUGACAUCAUCCCUGAUGACAAACCAAAGAAGAAGAGGACCAGGAAGAGGGAGGGAGACGACACCAUGGGGGGAGGGGGAGCCAGGACGCCCCUGUCCUCCCACUCUGAUGACAUCACUGCCCCGCCCACCCCAGCGGUCUCUGACACUUCCUGCUCCACGCCCACUCGGGGCAGCCUGGACCAAUCAGACGCCUUUCCUGGUCUGGCCCCAUCGUCCGAGUUGGAGAGGCAGCUGUCGGUCAGCUCUGCAGCCCAGCAGAGAGCCUCUGUCCUGGGCAUGGAGUGUCAGCGGGGCCCCCUGUCUGCGGCUCGUCUGGAGGUCAAGGAGGAGUGGGAGGAGGGCGGAGCUUGUGGGGGUGGUGUGGUUAAGAUGGAGGAAGGGGGGGGGGAGGGAUUCUCCUCCCCAUCCCCUCUCCAAGGGGGAGGUAAAGACGGAGACGGUGGGAAGGAGCUGCUCAGACACCUGCUGAAGGACAAGACCUCACCGGCCUCCACGCCAUCACCCACCAGCCAGGCCACAGCCACUACCUGCCACCAGCUGUCCAAUGAGAGCGCCCGGUCCGAGGAGGAUGACAGGCCUGGUUCCCAUAGCAACAUGGUGACCAUGGACAGUCCAGGUCCAGACCUGCUGGACUCCUCGGGUAGGAAGAAGACUCAGCGCUGUAAGAGACUGUCCCGUCCCGAGAAGGACCGAGCUCCUCCCAAAUACAAGAGGAGGAAGAAGGAGGAGGAGGAGAAGACGCUCCACUCCUCCUCUGACCCUCUGAUGACUCACCUCAGACAGCUGUCGGUGCUGCCCCUGAUGGAACCGGUCCUGGGGGUGGAUCUGAGUCUGUUCCCCCCAUACGGCAGCUCCUCGCUGGGCAGAGACUCCAGACUGACGGGCUCCUUUGGGAAUGGCUGUCUGGACGGAGUCACCGACUACUACUCCCAGCUCAUAUACAAGCAGAAUAACCUCAGUAACCCCCCCACACCUCCGGCCUCCCUGCCCCCACCCCCCCCGCCUGUUGCCAGGCAGAAGUUAGUGAACGGCUUCGCCACGACGGAGGAGCUGACCAGGAAGGAGAUCACAGAGCAGGACGUGAAAGGUGUGUCAGGUCUGAAGCAGAAAGGGGAGGAGCUUCUGGCUUUAAACCAUGCCUCCAAGACAGUAGACGUCCCCGCCUCCCUGCCGACCCCACCCCACAACAACCAGGAGGAGAUCAGGGUCCAGGACUCGUCGGAGCGGGACAGCCCAGACGGCUUCGUCCCGUCGUCGUCUCCAGAGAGCGUGGCGGACAUGGAGGUCAGCAGGUACCCUGACCUCUCCUUCAUCAAGCUGGAGCCACCCUCGCCCUGUCCCUCGCCCACAAUACCCAUCAUGCCCUGCGCCUGGGGAAAAGGCUCUGCAGUGAAACAGGAAGUGAAGGCGGAGCCUAACCAUCAGGAUCCUCCCUCCUGCUCCAACACAGACCUAGUUACCAUAGCAAUAACCCUGAACCCUGUGGCAGCUCAGAAUGUUGCAGGUGUGAUGGCGGCGGUGGCGGAGCUGCUGAGGGUCCCGGUCCCCGUCAACUACCAGCUGAGCCAACCAGCCGGCCCCGAGCGCAGCUCCCUGGCUCUGUUGGCCGGAGUAAGAGUGCCACUGACUCAGGGUUCAGCAGGCAGCAGACAGCAAAGACCUCCACCUGGACACACAGGUGUCAGGAUGGACUACAACCAACAUGGCGGCUCCCCUGCUGCUGCCAGGCCUCAGUGUUGCAGCUACUGCAAGGUGCUACUGGGAAAUGGAGUCCGUGUGGUCAAAGAGCUCAAACAGGAGGGACAGUCCAGACCAGGGUCCAGCCUGGUGUUCUGCAGUCCACACUGCUCUGCUCUCCACACAUCGGACCCCCAAAGCAGAGCUGCAGGAAACAAGUCUGUGGUCCCCGUCUUGCUGACCAGCUCUGAGCGCCCCCCUCCCUGCUUAGUGACGCACCAGUACACCAACAACAUGUCCUCCAUCGCUGUGCACUCCCUCCCCCAAGCUCCCCCCUCACCUCCCCCUGCUUCCUCCUCCUCCUCCCCAGCACUCUCCUUCCCCCCCGCCUCUGCCAUUACCAUGGAGACCAGGCCCCGUAUGGACAGCCUGAAGGUGAAGGUGAAGUUGAAGCCCCGCCCCCGCGCGGUUCCAGGUGGGGAGGACUUGUCUCGGCAUGUGAAGAGGAUGAAGAGUUCCCGCUGGAGACGCUGGAGCAUCAGCAUCACACUUAGCCGGGGUCCUUGCAUCCCUAACGAGGCAGUUGCCUUGCCAACCGAUGAGGAAGUUGACAUACUGUUUAAAAAGUUGGGGGUGUGUCUUCGUCCCGACCCGUUACCAAAAGAUCAGCGAAGGUGCUGCUUCUGUCACCAGCAGGGAGAUGGACAGACGGACGGACCGGCCAGACUACUGAACCUGGACCUGGACCUGUGGGUCCACCUGAACUGUGCUCUGUGGUCCAGCGAGGUCUACGAGACGCAGGCUGGUGCUCUGAUCAACGUGGAACUGGCUCUGAGACGAGGUCUGACUCUGCGCUGCGCUCACUGUCAGCACACCGGCGCCACGAGCGGCUGCAACCGCCUCCGAUGCACCAACACCUACCACUUCACCUGCGCACUGCAGGCCCACUGCACCUUCUUCAAGGACAAGACGAUGCUCUGUCACCUCCAUAAGCCCAGGACGGUUCCUCUCAGCGGGGACAGGUCUUCCAGCGGCUCCCCCUCCUCCACUCCAGGACCGACCCCUGACCUUGCGGCGAUGGUGGCCACUGACCCGUACGACUCGGAGCUGCGCUGCUUCGCCGUGUUUCGACGAGUGUACGUGCAGCGGGACGAGGCGCGGCAGAUCGCCGCCGUGGUGCAGCGCGGUGAGCGGCAGCACACCUUCCGAGUCGGCGGCCUUUUGUUCCGCGCCAUCGGCAGGCUCCUCCCUCAGCAGAUGAAGGCCUUCCACAACCAGACCGCCAUCUUCCCCGUUGGUUACCAUGCCAACCGCAUCUACUGGAGCAUGCGCCACAGCAGCAGACGCUGUAAGUACAUGUGCUACAUCGAGGAGAAGGAGGGUCAGCCGAUGUUUAAAGUGAAGGUGGUGGAGAAGGGACAUGAUGACCUCAUACUGACCGGACCAACACCUAAAGCUGUGUGGGACCAGAUACUGGAACCAGUAUCACAGAUGAGAUCCUCCAGUGGGACUCUGAAGCUCUUCCCAGUUUACCUGAAAGGAGAAGAUCUGUUCGGUCUGACCUCAUCUGCAGUGACCAGGAUCAUCGAGUCUUUGCCAGGUGUGGAGGCCUGUGAGCGUUACACCUUUCGUUACGGCAGGAACCCUCUCAUGGAGUGGCCCCUGGCCUUCAACCCGUCGGGCUCGGCCCGCUCUGAACCCAAAGCCUGUCAGGCCAAGAGACCGAACCUGCUGACCAGCAUCGCUGCCAGGUGUCAGGGCUCGGUGGGCUCCAUCGUAGGCCUCGUCCCCGGCGUCAUCUCUCUGUCUCCAGGUGAGUCUGUGGCGGGAGCACACCAGGGACGCCACUCCAAGUCCUCGCAGUACCGACGCAUGAAGGCCGAGUGGAAGAGCAACGUGUACCUGGCCCGCUCCCGCAUCCAGGGUCUGGGUCUGUACGCUGCCAGAGACAUUGAGAAAUGCACCAUGGUCAUCGAGUACAUCGGCACCAUCAUCAGGAGUGAAGUGGCCAAUCGCAAGGAGAGGCUGUACGAGUCACAGAACCGUGGUGUGUACAUGUUUCGGAUCGACAACGACUAUGUGAUUGACGCCACCAUCACUGGAGGACCUGCCAGGUACAUCAACCACUCCUGUGCUCCCAACUGCAUCACAGAAGUGGUGUCUGUGGAGAAGGAGAACAAGAUCAUCAUCAGCUCCUGCAGACGCAUCCAGAGAGGAGAAGAGCUGUCCUAUGACUAUAAGUUUGACCUGGAAGACGAUCAACAUAAGAUUCCGUGUCACUGUGGAGCCGUCAACUGUCGCAAAUGGAUGAACUGAAAACACACACACACACACACACACACACACACACACACAUACACAGACACACACAGGCAGCUCUCUCUCUCUCUCAUCUCGGUGCUGAAGCUGGAUGUCGAUCGCCCACUGUUCUGUGGGCGGGGCUCAACUUCAUAUCAGAAAUGAAUCUAAUAAUAAAACUGAUCGAUCCAGGUUUGAUCAGAGAGAUAAUGAUGGGGUUUGACA
Molecule: messenger RNA, 12720 nt
Organism: Seriola dumerili (greater amberjack)
Lineage: Eukaryota; Metazoa; Chordata; Actinopteri; Carangiformes; Carangidae
Product: histone-lysine N-methyltransferase 2C-like
Exons: 64
Coding region: 247-12513 (4088 amino acids)
Biological process (GO): positive regulation of transcription by RNA polymerase II
Cellular component (GO): nucleus; MLL3/4 complex
Molecular function (GO): histone binding; histone H3K4 methyltransferase activity; transcription coactivator activity
Source: RefSeq, a predicted model, not a curated record